Pseudophryne corroboree (corroboree frog) is the source of this 2785-nucleotide messenger RNA. RefSeq names its product sorting nexin 22 (gene SNX22). The transcript has 7 exons. Gene Ontology annotation, molecular function: phosphatidylinositol phosphate binding. The record is from RefSeq and is a predicted model, not a curated record. Lineage: Eukaryota; Metazoa; Chordata; Amphibia; Anura; Myobatrachidae. Bases 247 to 807 code for a protein of 186 amino acids.
GUUACUAAAAGUUUCUAUCAGCAGAAGAGGGCACAGUGGUAGCUGGGAGAGAGGGUGGGGGUGGGGUGACAUGAUGAGCACAUCUAAUGUCUUGUAGCCGGACCUGUGUUACUGACCCCGGGCAGUGUUGUGUGUGGGCACACGCUGUCAGCGCCAGCACCUGGGGAGAGAGGCGAGAACCUGUGCUGUGCACACACACUUGUGUCGCUUCUGCCCAUCAUCGGGGCACGGCUCCCGGCACUGACGAUGAUCGAGGUGUACAUCCCUUCUGUGGGGCACCAGGUGGUACAGGCAGACAAGACCCACACGGUCUUCAGAGUGGAUGUCUUAUUCAGUGGCCGCAGACAUACUCUGGACCGACGAUAUAGUGAAUUUCAUGCACUCCAUAAGCUGCUGAAGAAAAUAUGCAAGGUCCCAGAUUUUCCAUCGAAACGAGUUCCAAACUGGAUGUCCAAGGUCCGGGAGCAACGGCGGCAAGGUCUGGAGGCAUACAUACAGGGGGUGUUGUGGUUCAACCAAGAAGUGCCCAAAGAGUUGUUAGAUUUUCUGAAACUGAAACAUUUCACACAAAGCAAAAAAAACUGCAGCUUGGAGUUCUUGACUGGUAUUGCUCUUGAAGAAAACAGUUCUCAAUUGGCACACAAAGCAGUGGUAGGAUUUUACAAGGACCUGUACAUUUUUCCUCCCGAUACAGAUAUACUUGAGGACAUAGUGUUACAAGGUGUUCUCCGAGGACUAUACCAGAAGAAUCACAAGGACACAUCCAGAGUCAGGCAAAUGCUCCCACCAAGCACGCAAGUACAGUGACGACAGUAGAGAGCUGCCAGAGGAAUGAGACCAUUUCUUCCAGUUGGUGGUGAACAUGUCAUUUCUGUUGGCACAUUGGACCUGUGUGAUGUGCUUUGUAUGGGAUAAACCUGCUUGGAUGAAAUGGUCAUCAAGUAUCUUAUUGCAACGUGAUAGGUUGGGGCAGGAAUAAAAACCAUGUGUGCGUGCCCCAGCACAAUACUACAGACACUGUGUAACAUUCUGCUGAUGCAGGAUAUCCUUCCUGGACACCGUGUACACUAGCUUAUGGACUGAUCUCUCCCCCCUUCUGAAUGGGUGCAUCUGCUGGAUCUGAUUUCCUCUGAAGUUCAAUGCAACUUUCAUGACUUGCAAACUGUGCACUGAACAUAGUGUGAAGGCUCUGUCACUAGUCCUAACAAAUGCUACAUGUAAUCAUCAAAUUAGGAUACUGUAUGUUCCUUUUUAGGAAUGGCUGACUACAGGCCUACAGAGAACUGGGUGUCAGCUAAACCAAAUCAGAUGACAGAGACCAAGGCCUUAUGCACCCCUUUUCCAGAUUGCCAUCUCCAGACUCAUAGCAUAUGACACACAAAGACUGGUUAUGAGAAUUAGAUCAUACAGGUCACAGGCACUUCUCCAGAGAUGGGAGGAGAGCAGCUUCACAUUACAGCUGUAGCCAAGCCUGAUCUGUGUGGCCAAGGGCAUAGCUGAAUGGUCUCCAACUGUCCAUCGCAGGCACCAUGUUUACUGUUACAUCUAGUUAUGGAAAUAGUAUUAGCAGAGCCAGGAUGUUUAUGGUACACCAUUAGACUAGGUCAGGCAUGGAAGACUACAUUUCACAGGCUGGAAAGUCAUUUGCUCCUUUCGGGUAUCAAUUACAAAAUAAUGUUACAUUACAAAUUAAUGAUAAGUGUACAACCAUUGGAGCUUCUCUGGGUAAAGCAGGAUGAAGUUUUCCUGAACGGAACACAUACUGCGUAGAGCUCUUGUAAGCGUGAGGCCGGGGUUACCAACACACUGCAUGCACCCCUGCUGUUGGUAAACAAAACAUAUAGUAUACAAUGACACAUAGCCAUGAAUCCUCAGACAUUUAUUUCUCUCGUUCAAUACAGGUUUGAGUAAAUUCAUACCUGAUUGUGGGGUUACUUGUACUAAAUCUUAGUGAAAGAUAAAGCUGAGAGAUAGAGAAAAAAAAACAAUCAUCUCCUGUCAUUUUCAAAUUCAGGGGUCUAUUUACUAAGCCUUGGAUGGAGAUAAUGUAACAGCCAAUCAGUGUCUAACUGCCAUGUCACAGGCUGGGUUUGAAAAAUGAGUUAGGAGCUGACUGGCUGGUACUUUACCUCCGUCCACGGCUUAGUUAAUAGACCCCUUCAGCCAUUAAUAUGGCAGUUAGCCGAUUGGUUGGGACGCUCUCUCUCCAAGGCUUAGUACAUCUGCACCAGUUUCUGUUAGGGGGUGGGCUUUUGUGCAUAUACAAAAGUACUGCAACAAUGUUUCACAAUGCUGCUAAGCCUAUUGCACUUGGCACUUCUUAUGCUGGGUACACACUAGAGCAGGCAUGUCAAACUAAAAAUACCAAAUGGACCGAAUAUUUAAAGUUUAAAGGGCCCCAUACACUACAGCAAUAUGUCGAAGGUGAUUUUCCUUGAACUCUGCCGGGAGCUUCCCGGGAGUGGUUCCAUACGAUUUGGUACAUUUUGCAUGCGAUAUAUCGUAUACGAUCCCAGCCAUGCCUGCGGAAACCGACAUAUCACAAGUGCAGCACUAGCGAUCUAGGGGAGCCGAUCCGACCCUCACGGGAAUCAGAUCAGAAACACAUCCAAAAUGCCCAAUUUCACCUGAUAUAUCGGACCGAAUGCCCGAAAUUGGAUGAAAUCGGACAUUAUCGUUCUAGUGUAUGGGGCCCUUUAGUCUUGUGAGGGCUGCAAGAAAAAGUCUUAUAUACAAUUUUGAAAACUUUAUUAGAAAAACCAACAAUAAAGUAUAGUCAAAGAGA